GUAUUGAAGAAUUUUCACAAGUUCCACAAGAGAAUAAAGAGAAGAUGUGGAAGCUCAUUUUGGACAAAUUUGAUAUUGGGCUGGAUGAUGUUAAAGAUCAAGAUGAACGUGAAAAGAAAAUAAAAGAUAAGAGGAAGUAUAUCAUGACAUCUUUGAACAAGAAGUAUCGGAAUUUUCGUGCACGUUUGAAAAGAGAAUAUUAUGACACUGAAGAAAAUGAUGACGACAGACUGAAAGAAGAUAAUAGGCCCCCAAGUGUUGACGAAAAAGACUGGGAGUGGCUUGUAUCAUACUUUGGCACUCCAGACUUUCAGAAAAAGAGUCGCAGAAACAUUGAGAAUAGGUCAUACCUUGAUGCCGGACAUACGGCAGGAACAAAAAGUUUUGCACAAAAAGCACAAGAUAUGUUUGAACGUGACAAGGUAAUGCCAGGAUUAUUGGAAUUGUACGAGGAGACUCAUACUAGAAGCGACAAAACACCUGUAACUCAAUCGGCACAGGCUACCAUGAUAACGAUUAUUCAAACUGGAUUUUUUUUGGUUGUAUUUGAAACAAAACGCAAGCCAAGUGCACGUGAUCGACAAAAAGGGAUAAGUCCCUCAGUGACAUCAUUAUUUGGGUCAUUUAGUGAAGGAGAAAAGUUUCGCAAAGAGGCUGAAGCAUCCAAAAAUGAAGCUAGUGAGGCAAAGAAGGAAGCAAACGAGUGGACCGAUGAAGAGGAUGAGGAAGAGCUAAUUCAAAAGUCUGAGAAAAAACACAAUGAUGUUGAAGAUUAA
Messenger RNA from Beta vulgaris subsp. vulgaris (sugar beet), 776 nucleotides. RefSeq lists its product as uncharacterized. The transcript is spliced from 6 exons. Lineage: Eukaryota; Viridiplantae; Streptophyta; Magnoliopsida; Caryophyllales; Amaranthaceae. Bases 45 to 776 code for a protein of 243 amino acids. The record is from RefSeq and is a predicted model, not a curated record.